Molecule: messenger RNA, 858 nt
Organism: Vigna radiata var. radiata (mung bean)
Lineage: Eukaryota; Viridiplantae; Streptophyta; Magnoliopsida; Fabales; Fabaceae
Product: inactive protein RESTRICTED TEV MOVEMENT 2-like
Exons: 2
Coding region: 1-858 (285 amino acids)
Source: RefSeq, a predicted model, not a curated record
AUGGCUUUCAGGCAGAGAACACUGACUCUUCGUCCUAACCUUUCUAUUCGUCGCGUCUAUGAAACUUUUCAGCCAUGUUCAGAGAUAAAAGAUCUACCAGAAGCUUACCUUCUACGUCUUUAUCUUCCUGGUUAUGCAGAGGAUGAUAUAGGUGCUGAAUUUGAGUAUGACUAUAGAAGAAGAGUUAGGGUUUUUGGUAGACGAUCACUUGGAGAUAACAGAUCAAUCCGCUUCAACAUUGCAUAUGCAGUUCCUAUGAAUUGUGACGUGAACAAGCUAAAGGGUGUGUUCCAAGGAGAAAUUUUUAGCAUUAUAAUGCCAAAGGUAACCAUACCAAGGGAAGUGCAAGAUGACAUAAUGAAAACCUGUGAGGCUUUAACUUUACCAAAAAGUGAUUCUGUGCCUCAAAAGGGUGAAGAAGGAGUUUCACAAGAUGCCAAGAAUCAAAGAGAAGUGAGUUUUGAAAGCAGUGAAAAGAGAAGGGUUGAAAGGAAAGAAACAAAGGAUGAAAGUGAGAAUGGUUCUGCAUCAGGAAAACCACCCCAGAAAGGAAAAAAUGAAGGUGUCAUGGAUGAGACAAGUUCCAUCAGAAGGAGUAAGCUUGGUGAUAUUGAAUGUAAAAUUGGUGAGAGAAAGGGCAAAGAAAAAGUGGAAAUGAAUAGUAAAAUUGGUGAUGUUGGAUCAGCAGAAAGGAUUAGGAUAAAGGAGGUGGCUGCUACUGCUUCACAAGCUGUGAGAAGUUUGAUAAAAGGGUUCAAUGAAGAAGAUAAGCAUCUGCUACUGUAUACUAGUGUAACGGUUCUAGUGUUGGCUCUAGGGGUUUAUACCUCUUACAAGCUUCGUUCUUUAGCUAAAUAA